This is a messenger RNA of Mizuhopecten yessoensis (Yesso scallop), 1479 nucleotides long. Its product is annotated as coiled-coil domain-containing protein 130 homolog. The coding region runs from base 146 to 1426 and encodes 426 amino acids. The transcript has 7 exons. Gene Ontology annotation, biological process: mRNA splicing, via spliceosome. Gene Ontology annotation, cellular component: U2-type spliceosomal complex; post-mRNA release spliceosomal complex. The record is from RefSeq and is a predicted model, not a curated record. NCBI's taxonomy places the organism in Eukaryota, Metazoa, Mollusca, Bivalvia, Pectinida, Pectinidae.
AAUAACCCAAACAACGUGAUCACACAACGUCGUUGAACGUAGGGUUGCACCGUUCAAUGGAAUUUAUGAAGAUAUCACUUCGUCCAUAUUUACCUAGCAUCAAUUUGCCAACGAGUAGCCAGUAGGUCCAGGUUAGACAAACAAAAUGGCAGAAAGAAAAUCAGUGAACAAAUAUUACCCACCGGACUGGGAGCCAAGUAAAGGGUCAGUCAACAAACACUUCGGUCAGCACCCACUGAGAGAGAGGGCCAAAAAACUCAAGCAGGGAAUUCUUGUCAUUAGGUUUGAGCUGCCGUACAACAUCUGGUGUGGCGGUUGUAGUAAGCCUGUAGCCAUGGGAGUGAGGUACAACGCUGAGAAGUCCAAAGUGGGGAACUACUACACAACACCCAUCUACAAGUUUCGCAUGAAGUGUCACUUGUGUGAUAACUACUUUGAGAUACAGACAGACCCAAAGAACCAUGACUAUGUGAUCAUGAAUGGAGCCCGCCGGAAGGAACAAAGGUGGGACCCUAAGGACAAUGAACAAAUUGUACCAGAAGACAAGGCCACCCAGAAGAAGAUGGCAACUGACGCCAUGUAUAAACUGGAGCAUGGGUCAGAUGACAAGGAUGCUGGUAAAUCUCGGGUGAUGAACCUGGGCCAGAUAGAGGGCCAGAGGGAGCAUUGGAAAGACGACUACAUGAUCAACAAACUGGCAAGGGAAAAAUUCAGGACGGAGAAAAAGCAAUUGAAGGAAGCCAAGGCUAUAGAUGACCGACUCCUGGAAAAGUCUUCUCUAGAUAUUCCACUGGUGGAGGAGGAUGAAGAGGAUGUACGACUGGCUGGACUGCUCAAGUACACUGCCACAGAAUCUUUUGACGAAAAACAGCUACAGAAAAGAAAAGAAAUAGAAAAGAAACCACUAUUCAAAAGGUUGCCUGUGACAAAUGAAUCCAAACCAACAUCCUCGAAAGACAUAAAAAUUGAAUUAAUAAAACAAAAGUUUGCUGGCAAAAUUGGCACAAGUAAAGCCAAUGUUUUCAAUUCUCCUGUCCUUCUGUCAAAAACAGAGAAGCAGAAUUUAAAACAGUCGUUGGGGGUACGUAAAAGAUUGUCAACAAGUGACCGGGACAGAGUUAACUCUCCAGGAAAAUCGGAGAUGUCAGACUCAGUUGAAACACAGCGGGAUGGAGAACUGACAGACAUAACUGAUAAAACCACUUGUGAUGUUGACCAGAGUGGACAGAGCAACUGUGAUAAUAACAAUGGUGUCGACUCCAGCCAAAGUGACCGUUUGACGAGAGUUGACCAGUCUCGCGUGGACGUUGUUAUGGACAAUGAGAGUAGCAGCUCGACUCGGCCGGUUUGUACCAGUACCGUAGGACUUGGACUUGUGUGUAGCUACAGUGAUUCAGAUAACACAGACGAGUCCAGUGACACGUAGCUAUAACAUGUAAAACAGAAAUCCGUAGAAUAAAAAAUAUCUUCCAAAAGCAC